AAGACAGGCAGUUGAGCCCAGAGCAAUGUUAUGGUGACGGUCUGGACACGGUCUAACCUGAGCUGAGCGUCACUGACCAACAACCACAACCCGAACCAGUGAACCUGAGCCCGGACACAGCGAAGCACGGCUGCCCGCUCACAUGCGGUAGUGUUUGUGCUCUGUGGGAGGUUCGGUGGCUCUUCUCUCUGCUGCUGAUGGAGCACAUCCGUCUACCAAAGGUGGAGAAUGUCAAGCUUCUGGACAGAGUCUCAUCCAGGAGGAGGAGGGUGGGCACCCUCUACCUGACAGCCACACACUCCAUCUUUGUGGAGAGUGAGGCUGGAGUGCGCAAUGAAACAUGGGUGCUUCACAGUUUGGUGUGCAGUGUGGAGAAACAAGCUGCCACAGCCUCAGGGUGUUCUCUGCUCAUUCGCUGUAAGAACUUCCAGGUUCUUCAUCUUGUCAUUCCUCGAGAGCAGGAGUGCCAGGAUGUCCUUCUGUCCCUGCAGCGUCUCUCUCAGCCAGAGAGUUAUGCUGAGCUGUAUUGCUUCUCCUACAAGCCAAACAUUGAUGAAGAGGAGCGGCGCCAGGAAUGGGACUUUUUGGACCUCAAGGCUGAUUACAGCAGAAUGGGACUCCCAAACUCCCUGUGGAAGCUCUCCCCCAUCAAUCGACACUACAAGGUGAGCGACACAUAUCCUGCUGACCUCUUUGUCCCCGAGUCUGCCACACCUCCAGUCAUUGUGGGGAGCUCCAAGUUCAGAAGUAGAGGCAGAUUCCCCACUCUCUCCUACUACUCCAAAGAAAAUCAGGCUGCCAUCUGCCGCAGCAGCCAGCCGCUGUCAGGUUUCAGCGCUCGCUGCCUAGAGGACGAACAGAUGCUGGAGGCCAUAUUGAGGUCCAAUCCCCGCAGUGACUUCAUGUAUGUGGUGGACACCAGGCCUAAGCUGAAUGCGAUUGCAAACCGAGCUGCAGGAAAAGGAUAUGAAAAUGAAGACAACUAUAACAACAUCAAAUUUCAGUUUAUGGGCAUCGAGAACAUCCAUGUCAUGAGAAACAGCCAACAAAAAAUGCUGGAAGUGUGUGAGCUGCGUUCUCCCUCCAUGUCGGACUUCCUGGAGGGUCUGGAGAGCUCAGGCUGGCUGAAACACAUCAAAGCUGUUUUGGAUGCAGGUAUCUUCAUCGCCAAGGCUGUUGCAGAGGAGGGUGUCAGUGUCCUUGUUCACUGUUCAGACGGUUGGGAUCGCACGGCUCAGGUGUGUUCAGUGGCCUGUGUGCUGCUGGAUCCCUACUACAGGACGCUCCGAGGACUCAUGUAUCUCAUCGAAAGAGAGUGGAUCUCAUUUGGACACAAGUUCUCUCAUAGGUGCAACCACCGGGUUGGAGACCCUAAGGAGGUGUCUCCCAUCCUCGACCAGUUCCUGGAGUGUGUGUGGCAGCUGAUGGAGCAGUUCCCAUGUGCCUUUGAGUUCAGUGAGAGGUUCCUCUGCACCAUUCACAGCCACAUCUACUCCUGCCAGUAUGGCAACUUCAUUGGCAACAACCAGCGGGAGAGGAUCGAGCUGGGACUGCGUGAGAGAACUCACUCUUUGUGGAAUUAUCUAUGGACGAAUCGUUCAGACUUCAUCAACCCUCUGUACAGACCAGACCACAGCCAGACUCAGGGGCUCCUCCGGCCGUCUACUGCCCCCUAUUGCUUUAAAUUUUGGAGUGGCCUGUACAACCAUUUUGACCGAGGAAUUCAUCCGCGACAGUCUGUAGAGGAUUACCUGCGCGUCAUCCAAGAUGAGACACAACAGCUGGAGGAGCAGCUGGCAUCACACAAGCAGAAAAUUGAGCAUCUAGUGCAGCAGCAGGAGUGGAGAGACACCCAGAAGGCAACCAACUUUGAUAAAAGCCCCACAGCAUGGGUACUCAGCCAUGACCUCACUGUGGCCAACACUCCUCAGGACUACACUGGGGAUUUCCUCACCAGCAGCCCCUGUCAGCCCAAAGCAGCGGACGACAGCCUGAUCCUUCCGCAGCAAGACUUGAACAAAACAUCUGAAGCCAACCUCUCCAACGGCAGCGACCAGGAGUCAGGGAUCGCAGACCUGAGCUGUCGCUCACCUCUCAGUGAGGACAGCAUCAGGGAUCCAGACUCGGAUGAAGCUGCCUACUCUGCCGCCUGAGCAAAUGUAAUGGGGGACACCACAGCAUGGCCACAGAACAAACUCCACCUGUACACUAUAGUCACCUGUCUGCUGACUAACUUUGUUGAAAAGGUUCAUAUUGUGCUGUGGUCCCUCCUUCUUGCUACAUACAUAUUUACUUGUCUGUUGUAGCUAAGGGAUUUUUAUUUUUACCCCAGUGAAAAAAGGUCUGAAAGGCUUAGUGAUGUUGAACACACAAUCAUUUACUUGUUAACUGUAACACUUCCAUCUUCCGUACAUUUCAUUUAGCCAUUAAGCUUUUAGCUUUGCAAUAUGAACAAUUUAAAAAAAGGAAAACGCUGCUAUAAGAUUAGAUCACAACAGCUUUAUUCCCAAAACGAAAAGCAUCGUCAGGUAUAAAACAAAUAUGUGACAGGACAUUUAAUCUAACAACAAACACAUCACCAGUUCUACUUGUAGGCUACUUUUCCAUAAAUAAUAAUAAUCUGAAUAUGAAAAACUGUUUUUGCUGAUGACCAAUGCUACUCGCAGACAGUCAGGGUUCAGGAUUUCAGUCUGGCCUGCAGAAGCAAUAAUCCAAUUCUUUAUAUCAUGAACUAGGCCACAGUGACCUCAGCUGGGUUUUGGAGUCAUUACACUGUUAGUUGUGCUUGAUUGACACUGUGUGAUCUACACCUGUGUAUUCUAACUCGGUACAUGAUACCAAAUGAUAUUAACUCUAAAUAAGCUUUUAGAUUUUAUUGUAGACAAAACAACUUUAUACAUUCCUGCACACAAUAUCUCAGUGCUGAUUUAUUGGGAUUUACCAAAGGGAAUCAUGAACCAGCAGACGAGCAUGAGAACACACAUAUUUAAGAAAGCAAUUUACUGACUGACCUUUUUAUUAUUUUGUGCCAUCUUAAGUGUGAAAUUAGGAUUUGAACUGAAUUAGUGUAGUAGGCAUUACUGUAUAGAUGCACUCUAGUACUGCAAAGGAACAAUGUACAGAUUAUUCAGGAAAGCAUGUUAACAUAUUUUUGUAAUUUUUUCUUUUGAUGCAUGUUUUUAUUUGUAUCACAGGGCUUAAAAUGUCUGGUCAUACGGACGUUUGAAAAUGUGUAAAAGAGAGCUUUAUUUUGCCGAGUUUGUUUUUUCUGUCCGAAAGAUUUCUCCAAAACUGUGUCAACAUUCUUGUGAAAUAAAUAAAUAGACGAAUAAAUAAUGAAAUACA
This is a messenger RNA of Solea solea (common sole), 3345 nucleotides long. It is a transcript of the gene mtmr7a, whose product is annotated as myotubularin related protein 7a. The transcript is spliced from 14 exons. Gene Ontology annotation, molecular function: phosphatase activity. The coding region runs from base 198 to 2153 and encodes 651 amino acids. Lineage: Eukaryota; Metazoa; Chordata; Actinopteri; Pleuronectiformes; Soleidae. Gene Ontology annotation, biological process: dephosphorylation. The record is from RefSeq and is a predicted model, not a curated record.